Messenger RNA from Drosophila subobscura, 2015 nucleotides. It is a transcript of the gene Mccc2, whose product is annotated as probable methylcrotonoyl-CoA carboxylase beta chain, mitochondrial. Bases 110 to 1861 code for a protein of 583 amino acids. Gene Ontology annotation, molecular function: methylcrotonoyl-CoA carboxylase activity. The transcript is spliced from 4 exons. Gene Ontology annotation, biological process: L-leucine catabolic process. NCBI's taxonomy places the organism in Eukaryota, Metazoa, Arthropoda, Insecta, Diptera, Drosophilidae. Gene Ontology annotation, cellular component: mitochondrion; methylcrotonoyl-CoA carboxylase complex. The record is from RefSeq and is a predicted model, not a curated record.
CCACGCAAAAUCGAUACUGACGUAACAGCAAGCAACCAACACCAGCCGCAUUUCUGCACUUAUUUCGCUGUAGUUUUUAGUUACCUAUUCCCAUUAAACAUUGCAUAAAAUGCUUAGGCUAAAUAUACUGCUCAGGAAUGCCAUAUCCACAAAUUUACUGCGCAGCCAGACGACACGUUUGCUCCACGUUGGCGACGCAAAUGUCUUGCCCAGCGAGGUGGACAAACAGUCAGCCGAAUAUAAGGACAAUGCCAGCGAAAUGGGCAAACUUGUCACGGAGCUGCGCAACCUCACCAGCCAGGUGCUAACAGGUGGCGGUCAAAAGGCCAACGAUAGGCACACCUCCCGCGGCAAGCUGUUGGCCAGGGAACGCAUCAAUCUACUGCUGGAUAAAGGUUCGCCGUUCCUGGAACUUAGUGCGCUGGCUGGCCAUGAACUGUACGGCGAGGAAGUGGUCAACUCGGGCGGCAUAGUCACUGGAGUGGGUCGUGUCUGUGGCACUGAAUGUGUUGUGGUGGCCAACGAUGCCACUGUCAAGGGUGGCAGCUACUAUCCCAUCACUGUGAAGAAGCAUUUGCGCGCCCAAGAGGUUGCCCAGGAGAACCGAUUGCCAUGCAUUUAUCUGGUGGACUCGGGUGGUGCCAAUUUGCCGCGCCAGGCUGAGGUCUUCCCCGACAAACUGCACUUUGGACGCAUAUUCUACAACCAGGCAAACAUGUCCGGCCAAGGCAUACCCCAAAUUGCCGUUGUCAUGGGCAGCUGCACAGCCGGAGGAGCGUAUGUCCCAGCCAUGGCGGAUGAGAGCAUUAUUGUGAAGAAGCAGGGCACCAUUUUUCUGGCUGGUCCUCCGCUGGUGAAAGCUGCAACUGGAGAGGAGGUUUCCGCCGAAGAUCUCGGCGGUGCGGAUCUUCACUGCAAGACUUCGGGUGUCACCGAUCACUAUGCUGUCGAUGACGAGCACGCACUGUACUUGGCCCGCCAGAUAGUGAGCAAUUUGAAUCUGCCAGCCACAAAUUCCUACAACGCUCAGCUGCUGCACUCCAGUCAAGCGAACUUCAGGGAGAGGAACACCAAUGCUACUUCGACAGUCGAGGAGCCGCGCUAUGAUCCCCACGAGCUGUACGGCAUUGUGGGACCCAAUCUAACCAAGAGCUUCGAUGUGCGCGAGGUAAUUGCCCGCAUUGUGGAUGGCAGUCGCUUCACGGAGUUCAAGAAACUUUAUGGCGAGACUUUGGUCUGUGGAUUUGCGAAGCUCUAUGGCCAAACCGUCGGCAUUGUCGGCAAUAAUGGUGUCCUCUUCUCAGAGAGUGCGCUGAAGGGUGCACAUUUCAUUCAGUUGUGUUCACAGCGCAAGAUUCCUUUGGUCUUUCUGCAGAAUAUCACAGGUUUCAUGGUUGGUCGCGAUGCUGAGGCUCAUGGCAUAGCUAAAAAUGGAGCCAAGAUGGUGACAGCCGUUGCUUGUGCCAACGUCCCGAAGUUUACGGUCAUCAUUGGUGGUUCUUACGGUGCUGGCAACUACGGCAUGUGUGGACGUGCCUAUUCGCCGCGAUUCCUUUACAUGUGGCCCAACUCUCGCAUCUCUGUGAUGGGCGGCACACAGGCUGCUAAUGUGUUGGCACAAAUCACUCAGGAUCAGCGCAAGCGUGCCGGCAAAGAGUUCACCGAGGAGGAGGCCCAAAAGCUGAAGGCUCCAAUUGUGGAAAUGUUCGAGGCGGAGGGUUCGCCGUACUACAGUACAGCUCGCCUGUGGGAUGAUGGCAUCAUAGAUCCGGCCAAUACACGCCAAGUGCUGGGCCUCAGCCUGAAGGCAGCCCUCAACAAUGCUGGUCAUGACACCAAGUUUGGAGUUUUCCGCAUGUAAAUUUGAUUUGCAUGCGAAAGUAAUUGAAGGAACCGGAAAUUGUGCAUUUAUUGACAUUUAAUGUCCUGCCACUAUAUUGAAACUGUUGCAUUUAUUAGUGUUAAGUGAACUGUUGUUGUUUUUUCUGUAAAUGUCCAUUGAGUAUCUAUCCAAA